GUUUUUAGCUAGGAGGUUACCAUAACCUACCUAUCACGUGUUUUUGUUACUCUGUACUUAGUUACCUACCGCUCAAUAAUCUUCAUAAUAUUUGUAUUUAACGACAAUGACUAAACUUCGGAAACAAAGGAAACGUAAAGUUUACAAGUACGAUGUAAACAGGAAACGUUUGAGGAAGAAGAUGAAUCGACUGCCAAACAUACAAUGUGAUCAACUGAAAACUGAAUGGGACAAAAAGAAAAGCACAAGAACAAAUUUAGAGCAGAUGGGUCUAGUUUAUGACCCUAAUAAGAGUAUUAAAAUUCCUAGUAACAAGCCAAAAUCGAAGAAAACUGAACCUGAGACCUCUGUUAUACCUGAAAAAACUCAUGUGGUGAGGGACUUAGAAUCUGAAGCAAAAGCUCCCAGGGAGAGAAAUUUUAAAUUACCUAAAAACCAAGUUGAUUGGCUGUGCAAGUGUUUGGACAAAUAUGAUGAUGACUAUGAGGCUAUGGCAAAAGAUAGAAAAUUGAAUAUCUUUCAGUAUACAAAAAAUCAGUUGAGGUCCAAAAUUAAAGUUUUUAAAAGUAUUCCAGAACAGUAUGAGGAGUACAUUUCAAAGAAACAACAGAAUGUUGUUGUUUGAUGUAUAAUUUUUUAUUUUGUAUCAUAUUUUUUUGAA
This is a messenger RNA of Nezara viridula (southern green stink bug), 661 nucleotides long. Lineage: Eukaryota; Metazoa; Arthropoda; Insecta; Hemiptera; Pentatomidae. The record is from the annotation of a GenBank genome assembly.